AUGAAGAAAUUCUCAUUAAUUGAACACAAAAAUACUGUUCAUUCAAAUACAUAUUUACACUGUGUUUGGCCUAAAUGUCAGUUCAAGACUAAACAUAAAAAGUGUUUAACAACUCAUCAAUUAAUUCAUACAAAUAUUAGACAAUUUAAAUGCGAUUAUAAUAAUUGCAAUCAAGUUUUUAAAACAAAUGGAAAUUUAACUCAACACAAAAAUUGCGUUCAUUUAAAUAAGAGAUUUAAAUGUGAUUUCAGUGAUUGCAAUAAAAGUUUUACAUCAAAAGCAUAUGUAUUUGAACACAAAAGUUGUGUUCAUUUGAAGGAAAAGCCGUUUAAAUGUAAUGAAGAAAAUUGUGGCAAAGGUUUUGGUCAAAAGAAGCUUUUAAUGCAACACAAACGCAAACAUUCGGGAGAAACCCCUUUUGCUUGUAAUUUUAGUGAAUGUAACAAAACUUUUAAAUCAGAACCAAAUUUAAUUCAACACAAAAAUAGGUAUUUCCACUGUUUUUGGCCUAAUUGUCAUUUCAAGACUAAACCCAAAUGCAAUUUACUUUCACAUCAAUUAAUUCAUUCAAAUGUUAGACAAUUUAAAUGUGAUUUUAAUAAUUGUAAUAAAAGUUAUAAAUGGAAAACACAAUUAAUUCUUCACAAAAAUAUUGUUCAUUUGAAUAAUCGAUUUGUUUGUGAUUUCAAAGACUGCAACAAAUGGUUUACAACUAAAUCAUAUUUAUUAAAACACAAAAGUUAUAUUCAUUUGAAUAAAAAACAAUACAAACCAUUCAAAUGUAAUGAAGAGAAUUGUGGCAAAAGUUUCGCAACUAAUCGCAAUUUAAUUGUACACAAAAUGAGUCAUUCGGGAGAAAAGUCAUUCAAAUGUAAUGUUAAUGAUUGUAACAAAGCUUAUAAACUAAUAUCCCAUUUAAUUAAUCACAAAAAUAACAUUCAUUUAAAAAAGAGAUAUAAAUGUGAUUUCAAUAAUUGUAACAAAUAUUUUACCGAUAAAUCAUAUUUAGUUAAACACAGAAAAUGUGUUCAUUUGAAUGAAAGGCUAUUCAAAUGUGAUGAAGAAAAUUGUGGCAAAAAAUUAUCUGAUAAACGUAGACUUAUUGUACACAAACGCGUGCAUUCGGGAGAAAAACCAUUUAAAUGUGAUUAUAAUAAUUGUAUUAAAGUCUAUACAACCAAAUCAGAAUUAAUUUUACAUAAAAAUAGUGUUCAUUUAAAUCUAAGAUUUAUUUGUGAUUUCAAUGAUUGCAAUAAAAGUUUUCCCAAAAAAUCGAUUUUAAAUAAACACAAAAGUUGUGUUCAUUUGAAUGAAAAGCCAUUCAAAUGUAAUGAAGAAAAUUGUGGCAAAAGUUUUGGACAAAAGGGAAAUCUAAUUACACACAAACGCAUUCAUAAGGAAGAAAAAUUAUUUAAAUGUGAUUUCAAUGAGUGUAAUAAAAGUUAUAAACAACAAUCACAUUUAAUUCGACACAAAAAUUGUGUUCAUUUAAAUAAAACGCCCUUUAAAUGUGAUGAAGAAAAUUGUGAUAAAAAAUUUUCAGAUAAACAACAACUCAAUCAACACAAACGCUAUCAUUCGGACGAAAGACCAUUUAAAUGUGAUUUCAAUGGUUGUGACAAAAGUUUUAAAACAAAGAGAGAUUUAAAUCGACAUAAAAAUGCAGUUCAUUUGAAGAAUAAAUAG
This is a messenger RNA of Medioppia subpectinata, 1686 nucleotides long. The record is from the annotation of a GenBank genome assembly. Lineage: Eukaryota; Metazoa; Arthropoda; Arachnida; Sarcoptiformes; Oppiidae.